This is a messenger RNA of Nymphalis io (European peacock), 5964 nucleotides long. RefSeq names its product adenylyl cyclase 78C (gene Adcy8). The record is from RefSeq and is a predicted model, not a curated record. Gene Ontology annotation, biological process: intracellular signal transduction; adenylate cyclase-activating G protein-coupled receptor signaling pathway; cAMP biosynthetic process. Gene Ontology annotation, molecular function: adenylate cyclase activity. NCBI's taxonomy places the organism in Eukaryota, Metazoa, Arthropoda, Insecta, Lepidoptera, Nymphalidae. The coding region runs from base 359 to 4399 and encodes 1346 amino acids. The transcript has 29 exons. Gene Ontology annotation, cellular component: plasma membrane.
CAUGUGUCAUAUACACCAUUAAACAUGUAAUUGUAUUUAAAUCGAGAAACUUUAGUACGAAGUUUUAAAGUUUGCACUCCAAGUUGCACUUGUAAUAAAUGUGCCUCGUUGCUAUAAAUCAUAAUAUUAUCUAAUAUUUAACUGAAAUGUGUAACUGAUAUUAACGUGUCGAUUUAUUGGUUAAAUUAGUUUUUAGUUACAUCAUGUUUAAAAGCUAUUUGUUAUAAGAUUAUAAAGGUAAUUGAAUUGAACAGCUUGUGAUUUUUAUGUGACUUCUGUUUAAAGUCAACGACAGAUAGCGGUUAUAGCAAUGAAUGUACUACAUCAAAGGAAUUUAUUAAGCUAAGGGUUAAGGAAGAUGGCUGAUACAAACGUCAAUUUUAAUACUAAAUGUUCCGGGACAGACGCAGCUCGUUGCUGCGAACAUGCCAGGGAUGGGGAAGGACAAGAAUGUCCAAGCUUGGAAGGUGAGCGUCUCCCUGGUGAUGGCGCUAGCUGCACUGUCCCCGAUGAACAAAUACGUGUUAGCGAUGACGAUGGAUCCACGAAUAGCGCUCGUAACAGUAUCGACCCGUUUCGCACAGAAAACGAUCCAGUCGCAACAGAAAGUAUGUUAAGAACAGGUCGAUACUACAAAGGAAUAUAUUGGCCCUCAAUUACUAAUAGUUUUAAGGAACAAACUGUAGAAUUAUCGUAUCAAAGGUACUCGAGGAGGCAGAGACAAAAAUCUCUUAUAAUGGUCAAUAUUGUAGAUUUAGCAUUAAAGAUAUGCUUAUCAUUAAUUUAUACAUUAUCAAAUCGUCAUAAUCUCGAUACUGUAACAAACGGCUACCAAAUAGCUUGGACGGCGGCGUUCGCUCUGCUGAACAUUGCUGUGUGCUUACUGGGCUGUUGGCGUUGCUUCGCUAAUAACUAUCUUCAUUGGGCUGCAGCUGCCACCUGGAUAUUGCUUAUAGCCCAAGGAUUAAGUGGACAAGGUAUAGGAUUUCAAGAACCACAAAAUCAAGUAUGGUACAUGCUGUUCAUUAUAUUCGUACCAUAUGCUAUGCUACCGCUCUCUCUCGGCUGGUGUAUCGUCAUAGGCCUGCUGUCCUCUAUGUCGCAUGUCUUAACCACGGCUGUCACUAUUCCGGAAAUUAUGCAAAAAACUCCGGACGCCGCUCCUUCCUGUGGUAUACGACUACUCUUUGGCAAUGCUUUGCUAUAUACUGCUGUUAAUUUUGGCGGAAUGUACGCUAAAUAUCUAGCAGACUGGGGGCAGAGGAAGGCGUUUCUCGAAACUCAUAGAUCUAUGGUCACCAGACAGAAAACAAAACGAGAGAGUGACCGACAAUGGAAAUUGUUUCAAAGUGUCAUACCAGACUUCCUAGCCAAAGAGAUUUCUAGUCACGUAUCGAGAGUAAGAGGUGAAUUCCAGGAGCAGCAAUUUAAUAAUUUGUACAUCCAGCGACACGAGGAUGUCUCGAUCCUCUUUGCUGAUAUCAAAGGCUUUACAGAGCUCUCUAGCAAAUGUAGCGCGCAGGAUUUGGUGAAGUUGUUAAACGAACUAUUUGCCAGAUUCGAUCGAUUAGCAUCGGAAAAUCAUUGUCUUCGUAUUAAGCUACUGGGGGAUUGUUAUUUCUGCGUGAGUGGAUUACCUGAUCGACGCAGCGACCACGCCUUCUGCUGCGUCAACAUGGGCCUGCAAAUGAUUCGCGUUAUCCGAGACGUUCGAUACAAUAAACAGGUCGACCUAGACAUGAGGAUUGGAAUACACAGUGGCAUAGUGCUGUGCGGUGUACUGGGUUUGCUUAAGUGGCAGUUCGAUCUCUGGUCGCAUGAUGUUACGUUAGCCAACCACAUGGAAAGUGGGGGCUUGCCAGGUCGAGUGCAUAUAUCAUCAGCGACGAUGGAGUGCCUUAACGGUGCGUUCGAAGUGGAACCCGGGGAGGGGGAAAUGCGUAAUCCUUAUUUACGAGAACUCAACAUCACGACUUAUCUGAUCAAAGCGACGGAACACCCUAGACGGACACGGAAUAAAUCGACAAACAACAACAUGCAACCACCAAUACAACCAAAUGAAGUCUUACCCAGACGCCCUAGUGGAAGCAUUGAAGAGGAGAUCACUACCGAUUGGAUACCAGAGAUGCCAUUUCAAAACUAUUUUCAAAGCAGCACAAGUGGUACCACGUGGUAUCGACGAACAAACAAACAAGAAGAUGUGGAACACGGGCAAGAUAUAGAAAUCACAUCGAUGUCAGAGGAGGAUGAUAUAAUAAACCACUCAAUCGAGGUGAACAGUAACCGGCGCAUGCGACUCGAACACAUGCGGCAAUGGUCGCUGCACUUCCGCCGCGCGUCGCUCGAUGUGCGCUUCGGUCAACUCGACGAAAAGACCUUCAAGUCAAACGUGAUGUGUUGUUGGGUGCUUUGGCUGUUCAUUGUCGCCGUUCAAUGCAUUAUACAUUUCAAUUGUUGGUUGUUGGUUAUUACCUUGUUCGUGAUGACGAUUCUUCUGACUCUAUCGUUUCUGGUGGUGAUGGCGGAAGAGUUCCCUCGGGCAAUACCACUCCUAGCGCAUUUUUCUGCAGCCAUAAGUGCAAAUAGACUUCGACGGAAUGUGCAUAUUUGCUGUUUUGUCACAAUUAUGUCGUUAUCCAGCACAACCAAGUUAUACAUAUGCCCGCCAUCUUUUCCUACCGCCGGACCAGAAAAUAGCACACUGCUAAAUUCAACUCGUGAAAAUUAUACGGAAACCGUGCAAUCGAUACUAUCAGAGGAAGCUAAAAUAGGCGAAUGCUACAAACCUGAAUAUGUCGUUUUCACUUGGAUAAUAUGUUUGGUGGCUUUGACUUCGAUAUUAAAACUUUACUACUUGAUAAAAACCGUGCUGGCGAUCAUCAAUGUGGCGAUGUAUUCGGUUCUGUUACUCAUUUAUUACAACGUAGACUAUUAUAGUUCCGCUACGCAUGAUUCCGACCUACGUUUCUACGUGCAAAUGUUGAUAUUGAUGACGAUGUUUUCGAUAAUAGUGGUAUAUCACGCAAGACUCGUCGAAGUAACAUCUAGACUUGACUUUCUCUGGAAACUGCAAGCCGAGACUGAUUUAAAGGAAAUGAGAGACACGCAAAGAACCAACAGGCAUCUACUGAAACACAUACUUCCUGAUCACGUGGUUAAUCAUUUCUUAAGCAAGGACAGAUGCCCAGAUGAACUGUACUCACAGCGAAGAGAUGAAGUGGGAGUAAUGUUUGCUGGAAUUCCUAAUUUCCAUGAAUUUUAUUCUGAACAAAAAGCCGUGGACUGCAUGAGACUGCUCAACGAGAUCAUUUUUGACUUCGAUAGACUGCUCAUGCAGCCUCGGUUUAAAAGCAUUGAGAAAAUAAAAACAAUUGGAGCUACGUAUAUGGCUGCCUCUGGUCUUAACCCAAACCAUAAAACCGCUGAUGAUGGCUGCGAACAUCUUUGCGCACUUGUCGACUACGCUUUCGCUCUACGUGAGGCUCUGGAAGAUAUUAACAAGCAUAGCUUCAAUAAAUUUCGAUUAAGAGUAGGAAUCAGUUGUGGCCCAUUAGUUGGUGGUGUGAUCGGCGCACGUAAGCCGGUUUAUGAUAUUUGGGGUAAUACUGUCAACGAAGCCUCUCGAAUGGAGUCCACUGGAGCUAUGGAUCGCAUACAAGUCACUAAGUACACGAAGCAGGUAUUGGAGCGGCGCGGCUACGGCGUAGAGGCGCGCGGCGCAGUGGAGGUGAAAGGCAAGGGACGCAUGGAGACGUGGUGGGUGACGCGCGUAGGUGCACGUGGUGCCGGCGCACCCACCGCCCCUGCUCCGCCGCGUUCUCUCGCCGCGCUCGUCUACACUAUGCUACAGGCGCGCAAGCGCAUCUACACGCAUCCCUUCUGCGCCUCCGCCGAUGCACCGGGAAGAGUGCGUCCCGAGCGCGCCGGCACCGCGCCCAGCGAGCGCCGCCCCGGCCCGCGCCGCACGCGCCCGCGCAACACGCUGGCUUGCAAUGGCGACUCAGAAACAGGUAGCAGACCCUAUUCGAACAGUAUGGUUGCGCGACGACCGGACAUGGCGCCUCCGAUAGUCAGCAGCAUGUCCGCGCCACACACGCCCACCGCGUCACACAUAUCACCUGAACGAUUAUUCUCUGGAACCACUAAGCUAGGGAUAAGCGCGAGACUAAAAGCCGCGAGUUUUUCCUACCGUACUCGACCGAACAGAGAUCGAUCGCCAAAGAUUCGAGAAGAAAAUGACGGUUCAAAAACAUCGAUCGCUAACGGAGCGCCCGGUUCGUUCCGGUUUAGGUCGGUUACCACGGCCUCGUUCUUUAGAAGUCGGAACAAAGAAAGAAAGAAGGAUCAAGAAGUCACUGAAGAGAACGGACAGACAGACACCGUGACCACUCGGAUGUAAAUAUUAAAAAAUACUUUUAAAAAGAAAUAGCUGUUAAUAAUUAGCAUUUGUAAUUAUUUUUAUAUGUUGUAUGUAAGUUGAAAAGUAUGUAGUUAGACGCUGGCGUCGCCAUAAGUAAUAUUUUUAAUAUCUCGAUGUUUUAUUUAUUGUUUGACGGUUUAUUUUAAGGGUAACUUUUGAUACUAGAUACUUAUACUGAUUUAUUACUAAUUAUAUGUUGUGAUUUUUAAUAUUUUACCAUUAAUUUGACUGUCCUCUGUUAUAAUUAAGUUAAAUAACAAUUUGUAUAUUGUUUCUGUAUAUUUUAUUAUAACUUUAUACGCUUAAUCAAUGAGAUCUAUUUCUUUAUAAUUUAUAUUAUGACGUAUCUGAUACUACAGAUAAAGGCCGCAAAGUCGGUUAACAACAAAAUUAUAACAAAUAAGUAUUGUGAUUUCCAUGUAGUUAAUUUAUUUCAUCGCUAGUAUUUUUUUAGUUGCAAGAAAAUAUAUGUGCAAAAAUUUAUCAAAAUAUAACUUGGUAGCGUCAAUAACGAACUAUACUUAUACGUUAAUAUCUUUUGAUAGCGAAUGGAUACUAGUGUCUUGUAAAUGAGUAAGCAUUUAAAUUAAAUAUUUUAUAAAUGUACCCUUGUUUUAUAAAGGCGUAAAUGUGGCUAAGGCCUCCUCUCCCUGUUUGAGAAGGUUUCUACCUUAUUCCACUACGCUGCUCCAAUGCGGUUUGUUUAAAUACACGAUAUUUUCCUUCACCGUCAAACACGAGAUGAAUUAUAAACACAAAUUAAGCACAUGAAAAUUCAGUAAUUCUUGCCCGGGAUUGAACACGCGAUCAUCGGUUAAGAUUCACGCGUUCUUACAACUAGGCACACCUACCCCGUACAUUAAAGCAAUGAAAAGAUGUACUUCAUAUAUCUACGUCUAUAUAUCAUUUUGUUGUCUACUAAUAUUUGUAGCCGCAAUUACUUUUUUUUCUCCUUAAUGACAUUAUGAAUGAAUGCUUGGUAUAAAAAAUAUUGACAAAUCGUAUGCUUCCCGACGUUGUUAUGAUAAAGCGAAUGCAUAGUAUAAUUGCGGACUGGUAAAUAUUAUUUUUAAAUUUUUCGUUCAGUAACGACGUCUUAUUUUUUUGCAGCUAAGAUAAAAUGCCUACAUAAUUUAUGUGAUUUAAUUUUUCAAAACUGUUGUGUAAGCUAAUUAAUAUGUUUAUAUUGUAUAGUAAAUUAUAAAUAUUUAUUGUUUAGAUUAUUAAAAUGGAAUCCUAUGCCAAAACAAAUUGAUUGAUCUCUCAAUAAAUAUUAAGCCAUAAAACGGGUAAAAUAUACUUGAAAUGCCAUAUUGCAUGAAUUACAUUGUAAAUAUAUUAAACUAUUUAUGUCAACUUUUAAUGUCUGUACUUUUAAUUAAUUAAUUAAUAUGAAUAUCAUAAAAUAAUCGUUUAUCAAUUUUGAAAUUUGUUAGAUAUUAUUUAUUAGAUAUAAAGUAGAAAGUGAAGUAAAGCCAAAUAUUUUAUUCUAUAUUAUAAUAUGAAUGUCGUCUACCUUCAAACUAAAUAUAUAUUGUGGUCUA